CCCCGCUGCAGGGCUCCGGCCUCCAGUGCGCGGGCGACCACGCCGUCUGCCGCCAUGAACUUCAGGGAGCUGGUGAUGAGCCGAGUCGUGCCGGGACAGUUCGAUGACGCCGACUCCUCCGACAGUGAACCUACAGCAGCAGGAGGAACAACCGAGGAGGGAGACAUAGGUGAAAACCAGGACUGGAAUUUGAAUGAGGGUGAGGGAGAUGAAAUCGAUCAUGGAGAAGAUGAUGACUUUGAUGAUGAAGACUGGGAUUGGGAUGAUGCAGUUGGAAAACUCACCAAGGGCUGUGCUUCAACUGGAGGGAGUAACCCACAGGCAAAUCGGCAGACUUCCAGUUACAAUUCAGCCAAAAUGUCCACUCCAGCUGAUAAGGCCUUGAGGAAAUUUGAGAACAGAAUCAAUCUCGACAAGUUAAACCUUGCAGACUCAGUCAUCAACAAAGUCACGGAAAAGUCGAGACAAAAGGAGGCAGAUAUGUACCGAGUCAAAGAUAAGGCAGACCGAGCAACUGUAGAACAGGUACUGGAUCCAAGAACUCGAAUGAUUCUGUUCAAGAUGUUGACUAGAGGUGUCAUCUCAGAAAUAAAUGGCUGCAUCAGCACAGGAAAAGAGGCUAAUGUAUACCAUGCUAGUACUACAACUGGAGAAAGCAGAGCAAUCAAAAUUUAUAAGACUUCAAUUUUAAUGUUUAAAGAUCGGGAUAAGUAUGUGAGUGGGGAAUUCAGGUUUCGUCACGGCUAUUGUAAAGGAAACCCCAGAAAAAUGGUGAGAACCUGGGCUGAAAAGGAGAUGAGGAAUUUAAUAAGAUUGAACACAGCAAAGAUCCCUUGCCCAGAACCUGUUAUGCUAAGAAGUCAUGUUCUUGUCAUGGGUUUCAUUGGUAAAGAAAACAUGCCUGCUCCACUCUUGAAAAAUGUCCAGCUAUCAGAAUCCAAAGCUCGGGAGUUAUACUUGCUGGUUAUUCAGUACAUGAGAAGAAUGUACCAGGAUGCCAGGCUUGUCCAUGCCGAUCUCAGUGAAUUUAACAUGCUGUACCAUAAUGGAGAGGUCUACAUCAUUGAUGUGUCCCAGUCGGUGGAACACGACCAUCCACAUGCCUUGGAGUUCUUGAGGAAAGACUGUACAAACGUCAAUGAUUUUUUUCUGAAACAUGAUGUUGCUGUGAUGACUGUGCGAGAGCUCUUUGAGUUUGUUACUGACCCCUCUAUUACGGAGGACAACUUGGAUGCUUACCUUUCUAAGGCGAUGGAAGUAGCAGCCCAUAGAACAGAGGAAGAGCGAUCCAGCCAAGAUUAUGUGGAUGAAGAAGUGUUUAAGAGAGCUUACAUUCCUAGAACUUUGAAUGAAGUUAAAAAUUAUGAGAGGGAUGUGGACAUAAUGAUGAAGUUGAAGGAAGAAGACAUGGCCUUGAAUGUGCAACAGGACAAUAUUCUGUAUCAAACUGUGACUGGAUUGAAGAAAGAUUUGUCAGGUGUUCAGAAGGUCCCUGCACUCCUAGAAAAGCCAGGGAAGGAAGAGGUGGAUUCUCAUUCAGAAGAUGACGACAGCUCCGAUUCCUCUGAUUCAGACUUCGAAAAACUUGGAGAUCAACCCCAUCUUAGGAAUCACUCUACCAACCCUGAAAUGGACAAAAAGGAAAGAAAGAAGAUGGUCAAAGAAGCCCAAAGAGAAAAGAGGAAAAAUAAAACCCCCAAGCAUGUGAAAAAACGCAAAGAGAAGAUAGCCAAAAUGAAGAAAGGCAAAUAGAAUCCACUGAUGCAUGCUAGGGUUUUUUAAUUAAACUGAUAUUUAUGUACAGUACUCACUAACUGCAAUAUUAAUAUUUUUGGGGAAAGUAUUGUAUUAAAUGAAUAUGUCCC
Tachyglossus aculeatus (Australian echidna) is the source of this 1865-nucleotide messenger RNA. It is a transcript of the gene RIOK1, whose product is annotated as RIO kinase 1. The transcript is spliced from 17 exons. Lineage: Eukaryota; Metazoa; Chordata; Mammalia; Monotremata; Tachyglossidae. The record is from RefSeq and is a predicted model, not a curated record. Gene Ontology annotation, biological process: maturation of SSU-rRNA. Gene Ontology annotation, molecular function: ATP binding; protein serine/threonine kinase activity. The coding region runs from base 55 to 1752 and encodes 565 amino acids. Gene Ontology annotation, cellular component: cytosol; preribosome, small subunit precursor.